Molecule: messenger RNA, 2706 nt
Organism: Engraulis encrasicolus (European anchovy)
Lineage: Eukaryota; Metazoa; Chordata; Actinopteri; Clupeiformes; Engraulidae
Exons: 10
Coding region: 242-2617 (791 amino acids)
Biological process (GO): protein K48-linked deubiquitination; endosome organization; protein K63-linked deubiquitination
Cellular component (GO): postsynaptic density; midbody; cytosol
Molecular function (GO): cysteine-type deubiquitinase activity
Source: RefSeq, a predicted model, not a curated record
UACUCAAGGGGCUGGCAGAAUGUGUAGCUCCUGAGAGUAACUCCUGCUGCAAGCUUCAGUUUGGCAGAAGGCUGUAUGCAGAGUGGAGCUCAGGCUAAAUCAUCUUUAAUAUUCAACAUAUGCAGCUCUUUCUCAUCAGUGUAGACCUGUAAGUGAUUUUCUUCCUAGAUGUUCCAAGAAAUCCUUAAUUCCACAUUCUCAAAGGUGAGAGAAGACUUGUGGACUUUUGGUUUGGGACUUCAUGACACCUUUGCCCACCACCGACAUGAAGACGAGGGUGAUGCUGGUCCGUGAGAUUCCCUGGGCCCUGGAGGAAUGUCCCUUCAACGAGCCGGUCAACGUCGCCUCUGGCUCUGAGGGAAACGCCUUGUGCGGCCCGGGCCUCUUCAAAGCCAGAAAGGUCAGACCCGUAGCUAAGGUCAAGAAAAGCUCCAUUUCUCUGGCCCAGAACUCUCCCAAGGAGUUCUUCCUGGCCCUGCUGGAAAGGGCCGCCAUCCAGGAGUUAUGUGACAAGGUGAACAGCAUCUUCGAGACAGACCUCCUCCUCCCGAUCACCUGCGAGAACGCUGAGAACCUGGCAGAGGUCCAGUACGUGGACUUUGUCAUGUGGAUCGCCAUCGCCCUCCGGGUCGGCCUUCACACCGAGUCCUCCCACCCCCAGCGGCCCGUCCGCAUCACGCCGUCCAUCGAGAACUGGAUGGAGAAGCUGAGCGGCGGCCUGCAGAGCACGCUGCGCUGCCUGAGCAGCCGCACGGAGGACGAGCACUGGGAGACGCUGCACGCGCUGGGGAGGCAGAUCUCGCGCCGCUUCCAGGAGAUAUACACGCCAGGACAGCAGCUGCUGGUGAAGAAGUACAGCCUGCUGGUGGACGGCCAGGUGUGCCCCCUGAACGCGGCGGUGGUGUUGGAGGUGUCCACGGGCUACGUGUGCAACUUCCACCUGUACUCGCUGCCGCUGCUGCAGAGGGGCUCCGAGGCCAGCGCUCUGGAGCAGGUGCUUCACCACCUCCUCAAGCCGUACGUCAACAAGGGCUACCACGUCACGCUGGACAGCUCGGCCUUCGCCGAGGGCAACCUGUUGUCGGAGGUCUUCUCCGGCCUGGGCUUUCAACUGAAGUUCAUGAACUUUGGCUUGAACGAUCCGACGACGACGACGUGUGAGAAUAAUCACGCGUGCUCUGCGUUUGCGGAGCACCAGGCCUCCAACCAGCUCCCGUCCCAUCUUCAGGGCUGGGUCGGCCCCGCCGUGCUGAGUAGCCUGGGCUUCAGGGACAUACUCUUCCAAGGCUUCUGGCUCAUAGUGCACCUCACUACCAUCAACUCCUAUGUCAUGCAUUCGAUGCCGGUGAUGAAAAACGAAGGCCUGAUGAACUUGAGUGAGUUUGUGAAGGUUCUGGCCUCACAGCUGCCUAUGGAAUACUUUCUGAACCCGCCAGAAACGUCACAAGAACGCAACUCAUCAGACUUAGGUCAUAACUCUAAUGCAAGAACGUGGUCUUCCAACAACAGCCAACGCGGCCCGGACAUCAGCUCCAGCUCCGGCAGCAGCAGCAGCAGCAGCAGUGGCGCCUCGAUAGCCGGGCAGCAGCCGGGGCUGUGCGGCCUGAUGAACUCUGGGAACUCCUGCUACAUGAACGCCGUGCUGCAGUGCCUGUGCAGCACCGUACCCCUGGUGGAGUACUUCCUCAACGAGCAGACCAAGGAGGACAUCACCAGGAGGUGUGGGGAGGUGGCUGGGGCGCUCCUCACCCUGCUGGAGACGGUGUGGCAGGGCCAGAAGGAGACGUGGUGCCCCUCCAGGAUCCGGGCCAGGCUGUGCGGACAGCACUCCCUCUUCAGCCGCAACUCCCAGCAGGACGCCCAGGAGUUCCUCCUCUUCCUCUUCAACGCCGUCCACGAUGACCUCGUCAGGAAACCCCUUGAGAAGAAGGUGUCCAGUCGGGGCCUGAGCAAGAGGAGCGUCUCCAAGGUGCUAGGCAACGACGUCUCUGUCAUCACGGAGCUGUUUGAGGGCCAGCUCUCCUACAGCACGCUGUGCCUGCGCUGCGACAACCAGACACACAGCAACCAGGUCUUCACCAUCCUCUCCCUGCCCAUCCCCACUCACAGCUACAAGUGCACACUGGAGGACUGCCUGGCGCUGUUCUUCCAGCAGACCACCCUGACCAAAGGGGACCAGAUGUGGUGUCCCCAGUGUGGCACGAGGAGGGACACCGCCGUCCUCACCACCCUCGCCAACCCCCCCGAGAUCCUCGUACUGCACCUCAAAAGAUUUGAAUGCCAGGGACACGCCAAAAACAAACUGAGGACGAACGUCAUUUUCCCCUUGAGCAAUCUGGAUCUUUCUCCAUAUUUAAGCACUGCGUCACCUCAACACAAUAAUUAUUCACUGUAUGGAGUUGUGAACCACACAGGCGACUUGGACAUGGGCCACUACACGGCCUGCUGCCGCAGCACCGUGACCCGGAGGUGGCACGUGUUUGACGACGCCAACGUGGAGGCCGUCCACGAGUACGCCGUCCAGUCCCCCAACGCCUACAUCCUGCUCUACUCCCGAGAGCCGUACAGCAAGCCGCCUCGCAUCACCGGCCCGGGCCUGGGCCUGCACAGCACAUAGCAGCCAGCCCAAGGCCUGUAUAACAAGAAGCUGGUUCAGGACUAAACCAGGUGAAGUUAGAGGUAAAUUAUCUAAUAAAAGAGCCUGGA